AUGAAAAUAGAGAUAGAAUUAUUGGCCGAAAAAUCAACGUCACGUGAUAAUAAUUUAUGUGAUGACAGCGUUAUUGGAAACAACAUAUCCGAGUCUGGUGGUGACAAUUCUGUUGAUGACUUCAUUUUCAUCAUCCUAUAUCAUCAAAUGAUAAUAGAAGCAACUAAGGAUCAACUGAAAAUUUAUGUUGAAGAUGACGACAUCACUGUUACUGUUAAUGAAGAUUUUUUCAAAGUUGUUCUGGCAUUUCUUUUGAGAAGAAUAAAAAUAGAUGAAAGCGUUAAAGUCCAAAUCAACAAAGAAAUAAUGACAUUACCUUUUAAGAAGAAGCCAGAACAGAAAUUUUGUUUCAGUGAAAAUCCAGAAAAAACUUUUUCUUUUGGUGCUGAAAUACCAAAAGCAGUUUCUUUUUGUUUUGGUCAAGGUAAUAAAGGCUGGUCUAAUUUUACUGUAUAUGUUUUAUUUGAUAACGGAGAUGUUUAUGCAAUGUGUCCAAUAAAUGUCGAAGCCAGCUUUCAAAAGUUCAAUGAACUACCAAUUUCACCUCCUACGCUUGAGGGCUUACAGCAAGCAAACUUUAUAGAAAUGACUGAAAUUCAGCAAAAAGCAAUUCCACUUGCAUUAAAAGGAAAAGAUAUAUUAGGAGCAGCUAAAACCGGCAGUGGAUUUCCUUUAGAGAGUAGAACUACACCAAUUAAAUUGUCAAUUGAUGAUGUUACUCGUUUGAAAAGUAUGGGAUUUCCCGAAACAGAUAAACUAGAGUUUCCAAUCAAACUACAAGAAGUUCUAACUUCUCAAGGAUUAACUUGUCAACCAAUUCUUUUGUCACAAAUUGGCAAUAAACAAUCAUCCAAAGAAUUUGAUAGGGUUAAUAGUGAAUUGAUAAGAGGAAUUUCGUUAACAAUUGUUAAUGAAAUAAUACCAAUUAAAUCUUCUGCUCACAUAUUAAUUAAUAGAAUAAAAUUACAAUUUCAAAUGAUAAAACAUCAAGCAGAUCUUUUACAGGAUCUUAAAAAUACCAUGGAAGAGAAUAAACAUCUUAAUUCAGAAUUGGAUGAUCGUGUAAAUAAAAUCAAACAAAAACAUUCUUUUUUAGAAAGUAAAGCCAAUCAAAUUCUUCAAAAAAGAAUAAUUCAAUCAAAUCCAAUUCUCGGAGAAUUUGAAAAUGAGUAUUUUGAUAUGUUAAAUCGAGUUCAAGAAGAUUUAAAUGAUGAAAAUGGUUUAAAAGCUAAAAUACAAUUACGGCACUCAAAACUGUCUAAAUACAAUCAGCCAAAGUCAAAAUCAAAUCAUUCUAAUUCUAAUCAAAUUCAUUUACUUACCGGAAGUCAAUUACACAAAGUUGAGACUGCUUUAGACAAAGAGUAA
Messenger RNA from Entrophospora sp. SA101, 1368 nucleotides. The record is from the annotation of a GenBank genome assembly. Lineage: Eukaryota; Fungi; Glomeromycota; Glomeromycetes; Entrophosporales; Entrophosporaceae.